AUGGCUCUGUGGCUCCCCAGAGGCCCCUGUGUGGCAGCUGUGGUCCUGAUGCUGAUGGUGCUGAGUCCUCCCGUGGCUUUGGUCAGGGACCCCCGACCACGUUUUCUGCUGCAGUUGAAGGCUGAGUGCCGUUACCUCAAUGGGACAGAGCGUGUGAGGAGUGUGACCAGAUUCAUCUAUAACCAAGAAGAGUUUGCCCACUUUGACAGUGACGUUGGGAAGUUUCUGGCAGUGACUGAGCUGGGGCGGCCCAUAGCUGAGGACUUGAAUAGCCAGAAGGACGUCCUGGACAACUAUCGGGCCUCAGUGGACAGGUGCAGAAAUAACUAUGCGCUUGUUGAGUGGUUCCUGUUGAAGUUGAAAGUUGAGCCCCAGGUGACUGUGCACCCCACAAAGACGCGGCCCCUGGACCACCACAACCUCCUGGUCUGCUCUGUGAGCGGGUUCUACCCCGGACACAUUGAAGUGAGAUGGUUCCGGAAUGGCCAGGAGGAGAAGACUGGGGUUGUGUCCACGGGCCUGAUCCCCAAUGGAGACUGGACCUUCCAGACCCUGGUGAUGCUGGAGAUGGUUCCUCAGAGUGGGGAUGUUUACACCUGCCAGGUGGAGCAUCCCAGCCUGACCAGCCCUGCCACAGUGGAGUGGAGGGCUCAGUCCACGUCUGCACAGAGCAAGACACUGAGUGGAGUUGUGGUUGGCAUGCUGGGUCUGCUGUCCCUUGCAGGGGGGCUGUUCAUCUACUUCAGGAACUGA
Onychomys torridus (southern grasshopper mouse) is the source of this 753-nucleotide messenger RNA. RefSeq names its product H-2 class II histocompatibility antigen, E-D beta chain-like. Gene Ontology annotation, cellular component: lysosomal membrane; late endosome membrane; MHC class II protein complex. Bases 1 to 753 code for a protein of 250 amino acids. Gene Ontology annotation, molecular function: MHC class II protein complex binding. Gene Ontology annotation, biological process: immunoglobulin production involved in immunoglobulin-mediated immune response; positive regulation of T cell activation; antigen processing and presentation of exogenous peptide antigen via MHC class II. The record is from RefSeq and is a predicted model, not a curated record. NCBI's taxonomy places the organism in Eukaryota, Metazoa, Chordata, Mammalia, Rodentia, Cricetidae. The transcript is spliced from 4 exons.